AUGGAUCGGUACGUGGAGGAGAAGGCCACCGCGAGCCCGAGGAUUAAGCUGUUCGGGAUCCACGUGUCCGACGACGGCUCUGAUGCGGCGGCCGGGGCGGCGGGAGGCGGCGAUGGGAUGAGGAAGUACGAGUGCCACUACUGCUUCCGGGAGUUCGCCAACUCGCAGGCGCUGGGCGGCCACCAGAACGCCCACAAGAAGGAGCGGCAGCAGCUGAAGCGCGCCCAGAUGCACCGUCGCCACCUCGCCGGGGCCGCCGCCGGAGGCGGAGGUGGACACUGGGCCGGGAGCUUCUGCCACCAACCCAUCGCCUCUGCCUUCGCCGCGCCGCGGGCUCCGACGCAUCUCCUCUCGCCGUCGGUGGUGGGGUCCGAGGUGAGCUGGGUGUACUGCGCCGCCGGCAGGCCGAUUUCCCCGGCGACCGGUCACCUGUCGUGCGGUUGCAUCGCACCGCGUGCGCUGCCUGUUACAGCUGGCUGCGAUUGCCUCGGAGACAGCAACGUCGUCCGCGGGAGGUUCUACGUCGCAAACCAAGCGAUGGAUAGGCCCGCCGGAGCAUUCGCCGAGGCGUCGCCGGCUCCGGAGGAGGAGGUGGCGGAGGAGCCGUGCGGGUUGAACCUGCGGCUUAGCCUGGCGCCUGCUGGUUCAUGA
Molecule: messenger RNA, 651 nt
Organism: Zingiber officinale
Lineage: Eukaryota; Viridiplantae; Streptophyta; Magnoliopsida; Zingiberales; Zingiberaceae
Product: zinc finger protein GIS3-like
Exons: 1
Coding region: 1-651 (216 amino acids)
Biological process (GO): gibberellic acid mediated signaling pathway; cytokinin-activated signaling pathway; trichome differentiation
Cellular component (GO): nucleus
Molecular function (GO): DNA-binding transcription factor activity; transcription cis-regulatory region binding
Source: RefSeq, a predicted model, not a curated record